AAGAAUGCGCGCAAGGGGUGGGGGUACGUAACGUUACGUAGCGCUGCCUCCCCAGAGCAACAGGAAAGCCGCUCCCUCCUCCUCCUCCUGGGGGGUAAAAGGCAGCCCGCACCUCCUCCCUGUCUUCCUCCUCCCCACCGGAGCAUCUCGGUUCAUCUGGAUGUUUUCGCUCUGAUCUCUGGCCGCCGUUUGGAGCAGUUUAAAGUGAACAGGAGGUUUCUCUCCAGCCAUGCAGAAGGUGGAAGGACGUGUGACCCCCGUUAACCUGCCGUCCUCCAGGGGCCCGAGCGCCCCGGGGUCUCCGGCUACUGGCAUCAUGACUCGUCUCAAUGACCAGGUUGUGGGUUACAAAGACCUGGCAGCGCUGCCUAGAGAUAAAGCCAUCCUGCAGGUGGAGAGGCCCGACCUGAUGACCUACCAACCCCACCUCAGCUUCUCUCCUCUUGACCCACCGCGCAGAGAGCGCUCUCUGUCUCCUACGUCCUCUUCUCCCAACAUGUCCCCAGAGGUGAAAGGUCGCAGGGCAGAGAGUGACAGUGGUUCACCUGGAGGAUCUACACUUCAGCUGCAGGCUGGACGGAAAAUCAGCACGAGCUUGCAGCACUUCCACCGGCCAGAUAAUGGCACCAACAUCUACAGGAAACCUCCGAUCUACAAACAGGAUGUUCAGAAACAAGCAGAGGGAAGUGGAGUCAUUCAGUCCGCCAAGUUCCCCGCCGCUCAGCCUCCAGACCCCAACCAGCCCUCCAAGAUAGAGACGGAGUACUGGCCCUGCCCCCCCUCACUGGCUGCCAUGGAAAUUGAAUGGAGGAAGAAGAAGGUGCAGGAGGAAGAUGAGUUUGAAGAUCUGACUGAAGAAGCCAAAACGCUGCAGGAGCAGGAGCUGGAGAAGAUCAAGUCCAACCUGGGUCGUCUGAUCCUGAAGGAAGAGAAAGAGAAAGGCGUUCAGUUCAGGCGGAAGACACAGUCACUACCCGACAGAACCCACAUGCACAGCACAGGUUCAUCAGCAAAUGCAUCAAAGUCUCCUUCACGCUCCGGCCUGGCCAGAAUGCAGUCAGCAGAGUUCUCCACAGAUGGAGAUAAAGGACGGCCGGCUGCUCAGAAUGGAGAGACCCGGAGAGAACGCAUGGACAGAGGGAACUCUCUACCAAGCAUCCUGGAACAGAAGAUUCAUCCAUAUGAAGCACUAAUUGUGACUCACAAAGGGCGCUGUAGGCUGCCUCCAGGAGUCGACCGCACCCCGGCUGGAAGUGAGUAUCGUUUCUCCAGACACCUGUCCCCAGAGGACUUCCAGGAGGUGUUUGGGAUGCCUAUUGCUGAGUUUGACCGCUUGUCGUUAUGGAGACGAAAUGAACUGAAGAAGAAAGCCUCGCUUUUCUAACAGGAAGUGACCUCAUUCACAUCGAUUACUUGAUGAAGCUCCGCCUCUGAAAGGAGAAGAGAAGGAACAGGCCAUAGCUUUAGAUAUCCAGUCAGCAAACACUUACAGCGAGUCAUCCUAUCGUACUAACCAAUCGAGCGCCGGCAUGAGCCGGGCCCUCGUGGGUCAGAAUGUUGUUGAAGAUGACCGGUUCUGGUCAAGUCCAGUUAACCUUCAUCAAUGCACUGGCAUAGUACAAGUGCUGCACUUAUAACUACCACUGCUUGCAAAUCAUCCUUAUUAUAUAUCUGCUCACCACCACCACCACCACCAUCAUCAUCAUCAUCAUCAUCAUCCAUGUGACACUUAGUCUCACAGAGUUUGACAUCUUGGAGAUGUUUCUGCAGGUUGAUCCAAAAUCUUCUAGGGGAAACUCAGGUUUUCUGCUAUCAUAAGGCUUUCUGGUUACUAUAGCAACAGGAUCACAGUUGACCUCUGUGACCUGGCUUAUCAGCAUAAAAAUAAUUCUCACUCCAAACGAGCUGACUGUGGAGUCCUUCAUAGAUUUUAACUUCUAGAUUCCUGAGACAAAGUCGAUUUUUUUAAGUCCAAACUAUAAAUAAGGGUCAGUUUAGCCUCGUCUCAGGUCCAGAGCAUCUAGAGAGGAACCGUAAUGUCCUACCGUAGCCGUUCCUUCACGUUUGUCAGAUAAAACAUCUCAAGGCCUGACUUGUUCCAGCUAAGAACUUGUCUGAAGACACUUCACCGCUGGUUUGAGUAAAUGGUCAACCUUUCAACCGGCCAGCUGCUUGGUAAAGGUUUCCAUAACAACUCUAAUUUAUUUAUAUGUUUAUUUAUUACAUUUCUUCCUGGUGGCUUGUGAAUGUGGGGAUAUGAUGAUUACUUGUAGUUAGGCUUGUGUUCCAGCAGAGGGAGCCUAUUAACCAGACCUCACCAACAGCUCCAUGGUACCAGACAGAACUCUCUUCAUCAUCCAAACUUCAGGGUGUUUCUGCUUCUCCACCAGAACAGCUGAUUAGGAUUUCUAUUUAUUAUGUGUAGCUUUCAUUUAUUGUUGCUAUGUGGAAAGUUGUUUUUUUAAAGAUCACUGUUUGUCCAUACUGUUCAUCACUUCUCCCUAGCUAACACUUUAAAAGAGCAGUUUGUAUACUUUGUGGGUGUCACUGUGGAGAAUACGCCCUCUGUCCCUCCGUCUGUCUGUCUGUCGUCCACCCCCAGUGGUUUCUGUCGUAUAACUUAAUAAACCUGAUAAACAUUUA
Messenger RNA from Nothobranchius furzeri (turquoise killifish), 2643 nucleotides. The record is from RefSeq and is a predicted model, not a curated record. NCBI's taxonomy places the organism in Eukaryota, Metazoa, Chordata, Actinopteri, Cyprinodontiformes, Nothobranchiidae.